Molecule: messenger RNA, 1558 nt
Organism: Striga asiatica
Lineage: Eukaryota; Viridiplantae; Streptophyta; Magnoliopsida; Lamiales; Orobanchaceae
Source: the annotation of a GenBank genome assembly
UACAAUUUACAAAAUUAUGGUUUAAAAUUUAAAGUAUCUCUCUCUCUCCCCUUUUCUCCUCUCUCAUUCUCGAGGUGAAAACCUCUGCAAACACAUUGCACAAAACACAAACACACAUAUUAAACACAUACAGGAUUUUACUUGGGCAGUUGCCUCAGAAUCAUCGACUGGUUCGUGGGCUCUUUCUUCAUUUUGACUCAGAUCUCUACUUUUCCCAAUCUCGCUUCUAGGUGGUGAAGUUGAAUGCGAUGCAGCCUCAACCACUAAAACUCACCAUCAAAUUGAAGAUCGAUAAAUCUCCCGACAACCCGGGUAAUGUAGAGCAAGAACCCGAUGCCGCAAGUAAUUCUAAUCUGCCGAACAACCAGUCAACGAAUUCUAAAGACAAAGCGGAAUUAAGUUGUACAGAAGCUUUGGAAAAAAAACACAGCACUGAAGAUAACGAACCAAAUGAAAAUUCUGAGUAUCAGUUGGUGGUUUAUGAUCCCAGUGCAAGUGGUACUACUAAUGGCUCUAUUGUGACUAGAGCUUCUCGACAACCUUCAAGAAAUCAGCCAACACGUGUUGUACCUUCUGUGGGGGCCUUCACCGUUCAGUGCUCCAACUGUUUCAAAUGGAGGGUUGUUCCAACAAAGGAGAAGUAUGAAGAAAUAAGAGAGCAUAUUACAGAACAGCCCUUUUUCUGUGAAACGGGCCGGGAAUGGCGGCCCGAGAUUUCAUGUGAUGACCCGCCUGAUAUAAUGCAGGAUGGGAGUAGGCUAUGGGCGAUUGACAAACCUAACAUUGCUCAGCCACCGCCAGGCUGGCAACGACUACUGAGACUCAGAGGAGAAGGAAGCUCCAAGUUUGCAGAUGUGUAUUAUGUUGCACCAUCGGGCAAGAGACUUCGUUCAACGGUUGAAGUUCAAAGGUACCUCAAUGAGCACCCGGAAUACUUAGAAGAUGGUGUUAGCUUGUCUCGGUUUUCCUUCCAAACCCCAAAACCUUUGCGCGAGAGCUAUGUGCGAAAACGUCCUGCUCAAGAUGCGCUUAAUGAUGAUGCUGGUUCUAAAGAGAUUUCACAAGUUCAACCGAUAGCAUGGAUAAGUCCUGAUGUGGACACGGACCUUCAGCUUAGUGGACCCAGGCUUUCGACCGACUAUUCCAAGUCUCGUAAUUCAACCCCUGAAGUCAAAUCAGCAAAGAAGAAAACCCUGAAAAGGUCCCUAUCCAAAGGGAGUUGCAAUGCCAAUUUGGAAAAUAAAUAUAACUGCAGUGAUGUCAAUGUGGGAGAAUCUCAUCAGCUUUGAACUAGUGUUUGUUGUAAUGCUCGAGAACUUUGUAACCGGAAUGUGUGAGUUUGUGAUGGUUUAAAGCUUUUUUCUGCAAUUUUUACACACUCUAAUUAUGUAAUGUAGGUUGUAUAAAUUAUGAAUUUAAGUUUGUUUUGAGUAUAUAUACUGUGACUUUUGAAACCUAGGAUUGCUCAUAUGUGUGUGCCUCUUGUAUUGAGCUUCAUCUUCUUGUUUAAUACUUGCUGCAGAUUAUUAUGUGUUUUAUACUUAGAUUUGCAUUCGCC